GCGCAGCGAGGCUGGCGACACAACGAUUCGAGACGUCGUACGCUGCACUUCGCUCUGUAAAGUCUCAGCACUCGCUAAUUCGCAACCAUGUCUGGACGCGGCAAAGGUGGCAAGGCCAAGGGAAAGGCGAAGUCGCGCUCCAAUCGCGCUGGACUGCAGUUCCCCGUCGGCCGUAUCCAUCGGCUUCUGCGAAAGGGAAACUACGCCGAGCGCGUCGGCGCCGGUGCCCCGGUAUACCUGGCCGCGGUGAUGGAGUACCUCGCCGCUGAAGUGUUGGAGUUGGCAGGCAACGCCGCCCGCGACAACAAGAAGACCAGAAUCAUUCCCAGGCACUUGCAGCUGGCCAUUCGUAAUGACGAGGAGUUGAACAAGCUGCUCUCGGGCGUCACCAUCGCUCAGGGUGGCGUACUGCCGAACAUCCAGGCGGUCUUGCUGCCAAAGAAAACCGAGAAGAAGGCUUAACUUACGCAGCACCACACUCACAAACGGCCCUUUUUAGGGCCACCAAUUUUCUCAUACGAGGAAUGUUCCGUUUGCAAUGCCGUUUCUACACGCUAUCUUCAAACAUAAUUUAUUUAGACUAUUAUAUAACAAGUAUUCAUAUCUUGGUAAUACUAGAUGAAUUAAAUUAUCUGAACGUGUGCGUAACGUGUACUAUUUGUUCAAAUCUCAAUAGCACACAGUAUCAAAUACCAAAGGAGGUUAUUUAAAACAUUUUAGAUUAAUGUACUUUGUUCUUUUGCGUUUGUUUUAUUCUCUAUGAGAAAGCGCAUCGUUGUGAAAAGAAUAUAAUUGUAAAUUUUGUUGUAAGUUAGGGAAAGAGCUGGUACAUUUAUGCUUAGGGAAAUUCAGAGAAGUAAAACCGAACAUCCAUAUAAAUAUAUUUUUGUUACUCUAACUUUUGAGAAUGUUAAACUUUUCGAAUUAGCUGAAACAAAUUUGAAAUAUUUUGUAAUAGUGAGGGGAAAGAUGUGCAGAAUAUUUCUAUAAAGCGAUUGUUAAAAGUAGAACAUCACAAGGGUUAAAUAAUCAAUAAAAAUCUUACUAAAUAAGACUAGUUAUUUAAUUAGUGCUUUAUUAGAUCGAAACGUUUUGAAAGACUCCUAUGGUAUUUUAUUUCGAAAAUUUUACCUGCAUUGCAAAUGGUCAUUUUAUGUUA
Vollenhovia emeryi is the source of this 1159-nucleotide messenger RNA. RefSeq names its product histone H2A-like. The transcript has a single exon. Gene Ontology annotation, cellular component: nucleosome. Gene Ontology annotation, molecular function: protein heterodimerization activity; DNA binding; structural constituent of chromatin. Lineage: Eukaryota; Metazoa; Arthropoda; Insecta; Hymenoptera; Formicidae. The record is from RefSeq and is a predicted model, not a curated record. The coding region runs from base 88 to 462 and encodes 124 amino acids.